AUGGAACAACCAGCCAUGUCCUGGCCGGAGCAACUCCCGAGUUCGCUGCCAGCGCCCAGUGAGGAGGAGUUUUCGAGUUAUCUCGACUUCAAUAUGCCGUUUACCGAUAUCGAGCACGGACCAGGGAACAUGCAGCAUUCUCCUCUGCCCACUUCCGCUCCGGACUCCAUGGCCCAGUUGCGAUCAACCGCCAUGCAGUACUCAGGCCAGAUGGAGGGCCUGGCCAUGGAUUUUGGAGACUCACAGUCGCAUAAUCAAUUGCCCUAUUCCACACCCCAAAUGACCCCGGGCUUUUGCGCCCAGGAGCCCUCCCCCAUGGCGCAACCCCGAUCCCAUCACUACAUGCAGAACCACGGCAUGAUCCCUCCCACCCCGAAUAGUGUGGAGAUGCAUGGCAACGCUGCUCGCUAUAACCAGCGCGUGGAUGGCACUCCAGAUUUCUACGAAGGGCUUUCACGCGCCAAUGAAGAGCAGGUUGGCUCUUUACACCCCCUCGUGUCACCGGCUAUGACCCCUCUGGAGAACCAAUUCCGACUCCCUGAAUACACCAUCCCCGGCGAAUACUUCACCCCGCUCACCUCCCCGGCCUUGGAGGCCCAAAAUGCCGACCACAGUGGCUACCAGUUCCAGGCCAGACAGGUGUCCGAUGUAGGCUUUGUGCCCACCACCGCGGAGUCACAUUCCCUGGCCGCCAUCGCGCCGGGCUCCCCCAAUACUCUCAGAAAACCCAACACCCGCCGACGCGGAUCGACAGCCUCCACGCGGUUGAGUACCGCGCGCAAGGUCAAACAAUCACCCAAUAUCUUAGCGCAGCGCAAGCGCAGCACAUUGGCCACCAAUUCAGAGGAAUUCUACAACAGUCUCACCCAGGAGUUGAAUGCCACCUCCACAAAAUUGCCAAACCAGGAUAUUCGUUCGCUCCAGGCCAGUAGUAAUGAGGCUUCCGGCCAGGACUCUGUCUCCCCGGAGCCAUUGUCAGAACCGUUGAUGCCACCACCCGCACUCCCACCCCCACGGAUCUCUCCCGCAAUCACCCCUCAGUCAUCCUCCCCCGGUGGUGCGGCCACCCCAGCGCUGCUCAUGCGCAUUCAGCGGAGCCAGCAUGCACAGGACCCCUCGGGCCAGUUCCGCGGCCAAGCCCAGCUGGCCGAACCCGAGUUUCCCGAUGAAAUCAUGGAGGAUAUCUCUCUCCCUGAGGCCGCGGCUCCUCAGCAGCAGCGCCCCAAGCCCAGUCGGAUCGAGACUGCCAUACGAACACCGUCGAUUUCGACCGGUGGCACCCCGCUGUUGGCUCCCUCGCCUGCGGCGUAUGACCACCACUCAAAUAUUUCCCUUGCCCCCAGUCCACGCUCAGGCGCAAUGGCAUCUCCCAGCGGGCCGGUCCCUAGGAGGUCAGAGUCUAAAGCGGCAUCCAAUCGCAAACGAGGCAGUUUGAGUUCCACACACGCCAGUCCGCAAUUGCGACCCAAGAUCAGUCCCAGCAUUCAGCCCCUGGUAAAAGGCAACGAGGGCAUGUCGCAAGAUGCCAUGUACCUGGCAUCCAAGUCCAACUACCAGCACAUUCUCGACGGAACCCUUCCGUCCGGUGUGAGCUAUCCGGAGGCUUUGGCCGAGAAUCUCAGCUCCAAGCGCACGAACCACAAGCUCGCCGAGCAGGGACGUCGCAACCGAAUCAACACGGCCCUCAAGGAAAUUGAGCAGCUCAUUCCUCCGCAAUUUAUCGAGGCCCGCAAUGCCAAGGAGGCUGCGGAAUCCGGUGGUAAAAGCAAUGAGAAGGAAAAAGAAAAAGAAAAGGCCAAUCAGACCAUCAGCAAGGCCACAGCUGUGGAGAUGGCCAUUGACUACAUCAAGGCACUCAAGAUGACCUUGGAUGCCACCACUGCCAAGCUGGCAGUGGCUGAGGCUCAACUGUCUGGCGAAUCCAAGCAACCUACAGAAAAGCCUCUCGCCUCUCCAGCUGCGACCCAAAAAACGUCCAAUGAUGGCGCAGAAACGAAAAGCCCAGCAUGA
This is a messenger RNA of Penicillium brevicompactum, 2010 nucleotides long. RefSeq names its product phosphate-sensing transcription factor PHO4. Bases 1 to 2010 code for a protein of 669 amino acids. The record is from RefSeq and is a predicted model, not a curated record. Gene Ontology annotation, molecular function: protein dimerization activity. The transcript is spliced from 3 exons. NCBI's taxonomy places the organism in Eukaryota, Fungi, Ascomycota, Eurotiomycetes, Eurotiales, Aspergillaceae.